Messenger RNA from Paracoccidioides brasiliensis Pb18, 1428 nucleotides. RefSeq names its product STE/STE7/MKK protein kinase. Gene Ontology annotation, molecular function: ATP binding; protein kinase activity. Gene Ontology annotation, biological process: protein phosphorylation. The transcript is spliced from 5 exons. The coding region runs from base 1 to 1428 and encodes 475 amino acids. The record is from RefSeq and is a predicted model, not a curated record.
AUGUCGACUCCGGCUCCCCUUUUGAAAAUACCAACUCCGGGUAGCAACCGGAAACAACCACCUCGUCUCACCCUCGGGAUCCCACCUUCGCCCACACCACCCCAACUGAGAUUAGCCACUCCUAUGGGGAGUAAAGCUACUCCUCAAGAGGCAGGUCCGCUGAACAGUGCACGGCCAUCCAUCCAGGCUUUUGGAUCCUCGUCCGCAAUCACAAGUAACAGUGACCACAGCAACCAUUCGAGAUCGGGAAGCUUCACCACAUACGACGGCAGGAACAGUGGGCCCACAUCAGCUACAUCUUCGAACUACUCCACACUAUCUUUUGCUAUUGGCUUGAGACAACCCCCUGGCGGAACCCCGGAUCCGACUUCCGCUAUUAGUUCCGUGUAUUCCGAUCGAGGGGAUGGCGGUUUAACUAUGGAAAGGGAUAACAACAUGAAUGGUUUGUUGCCGGAUUUGGAGAAACUGAGUUUGGAAAAGGGACGGCCGUUGGACGUAGAGGAUUUGGAUGAUGAAGGUUGGCUGGCCGCUAGCUCACAGAAAAAGAUUAUUGAACUUGAUAGCCUUGGUGAAGGGGCUGGUGGUGCCGUUACCCGUUGCAUGUUAAAAGGAGGGAAAACGGUAUUUGCUCUAAAGAUUAUCACCACAGAUCCUAACCCAGACGUCAAGAAACAGAUUGUCCGAGAGCUCAAUUUCAAUAAAGAUUGUGCAUCGGAGCAUAUCUGCCGAUAUUAUGGUGCGUUCAUGGACAAGUCGACCAGCACCAUAUCAAUUGCCAUGGAAUUUUGCGAAGGAGGCAGCCUUGAUAGCGUCUAUAGGGAAGUGAAGAAGCUCGGAGGACGGACGGGAGAGAAGGUCUUGGGCAAGGUAGCGGAAGGCGUAUUAAAUGGUCUAACCUACCUACAUGGACGGAAAAUUAUCCAUCGAGAUAUCAAACCUUCAAACAUCCUCCUGUGUCGCAAUGGCCAAGUCAAACUUUGUGAUUUUGGUGUCAGUGGUGAAUUCGGCACAAAGGGAGAUGCAAACACUUUUAUUGGCACCUCCUACUAUAUGGCCCCUGAAAGAAUAACAGGCCAAUCUUACACAAUCACAUCUGAUGUUUGGUCUCUUGGAGUCACACUUUUGGAAGUAGCGCAACACCGUUUCCCGUUCCCUGCAGACGGAACGGAAAUGAACCCGCGAGCAGGGCUGAUAGACCUCCUAACCUAUAUUGUACGCCAGCCGAUUCCCCAGUUAAAGGACGAGCCUGAAAAUGGCAUAAAAUGGAGUGAAAACUUCAAAUACUUUAUUGAGUGCUGUUUGGAAAAGGAGCCACCGAGAAGGGCAACGCCCUGGCGAAUGUCUGAACAUCCGUGGAUGCUUGAAAUGAAGACUAAGAAGGUCAAUAUAGCACACUUCUUGAAGCAAGUGUGGGGCUGGCAGGAUUGA